AUGUUCGCGCGUAAGGUGUUCUGCGUCACCGGUGCCGCAUCGGGUAUAGGUCGAUCUACUGCAAUAAUACUAGCGCAAAGAGGCGCUGCUGCUCUCGCGGUCAGCGACGUGAAUGCAGCGGGUUUAGAUGAGACCGUCAGAGAGUGCGAGAAAGCUGGGGCCAAAGUCCUAGCUUCCAAAGUCGACGUCCGCCAAGAUCAUGAGGUGAAGUCCUGGAUCCAAGAGUCUUUCGCCAAGUUUGGCAGACUCGAUGGGGCUGCCAAUGUUGCUGGAGUCGCUGGCGGGACGGGAUCUACAAUCAUUGAGACAAUCGCACAAGAAGACUGGGACAGGACCAUAGGCGUCAAUCUCAACGGGGUUCUCAACUGCAUGCGAGCUCAACUACCGCUGUUACCCAAACCAGGAGGAGCAAUCGUCAAUGUGUCAAGCACCUCCGGCCAGAGAGGUCUACCGCACAGCGCCGCGUACGCAACAAGCAAGUUCGGCGUCAUUGGGUUGACAGAAUCAGCCGCUGGGGAAUACGGCAGGGAUGGCAUCCGGAUCAACACGAUAUUGCCCGGGCCGGUCGAUACCAAAAUCUUUCGAGACGGCGAGGCAUUGGGACUCUUUGACUCGGACACGCUUUCCAAGGAUACUUUGCUUCGCCGGAUGGGCCAACCUGAUGAGAUCGCAAAGGUCAUCUGCUUUCUCUUGAGUGAAGAUGCCUCAUACGUGACAGGAGCCGGAAAAGCCAUCUUCUCCCACACCUCAGGGACCCGAGAAUCGCACCAAGUUCUCUCGGGCUCAAUUCAAGUCCUCGCUUCCACCCACAACACACCACUCGACCUCUCCAGCGAGGCGGACAUUGAACAGUACAAGAUCGAUCGCACGCAGUCCCUGUUCCUGAGCUCGCGCGUCAUCGCACCAGACAAGGGCACCUCGGCGCUCGUCACGGUCCUCAACCCUGGCGAGGAGUGGCCGAUGCACAGGACCAUGACGUUUGACGUGGUGUAUAUGCUAGAAGGCGUGGUGGAGCUGCACCUCGACUCCGGGGAGAAGCGGGUCGUGAGGUCCGGCGAUUCGGUCACGCAGAGGGGGACGAAGCAUAAGUGGGUGAAUGUCACGCCGGACGGCGGGGUAGCGAAGGGGAUCGUCUUUGCGCAGGCUGCCGGAGAUGUUAUUCAAGCUGGAGGCUAUAGCCUCUCCAAUGGUUGGGAUUGA
Colletotrichum lupini is the source of this 1200-nucleotide messenger RNA. Its product is annotated as 3-oxoacyl-(acyl-carrier-protein) reductase. The record is from RefSeq and is a predicted model, not a curated record. The coding region runs from base 1 to 1200 and encodes 399 amino acids. NCBI's taxonomy places the organism in Eukaryota, Fungi, Ascomycota, Sordariomycetes, Glomerellales, Glomerellaceae. The transcript has 6 exons. Gene Ontology annotation, molecular function: oxidoreductase activity.